GCGGGGAACUUCCGGGGAGAGGGCGCGGUGGAGGCACGACGAGGACCCUCGCUCUUCUGCUGAGCAGUGUCAUCCCAGGUGGAGGCAGCCAUGGAGCAGUGUGCCAGCGUGGAGAGGGAAGUGGACAAAGUCCUGCAGAAGUUCCUAAGCUAUGGACAGCACUGUGAGCAGAGCCUGGAGGAGCUGCUACAGCACGUGGGCCAGCUCCGGGCUGAGCUGGCAGCCCUCCAGGGGACGCCGCUGUCAGCCACCCUGUCCCUGGUGAUGUCGCAGUGCUGCCGGAAGAUCAAGGACACAGUGCAGCAGCUAGCCUCCGACCACAAGGACAUACACAGCAGUGUGUCCCGUGUGGGCAAGGCCAUUGACAGGAACUUUGACUCUGAGAUCUGCGGUGUUGUGUCAGAUGCGAUGUGGGACUCUCGGGAGCAGCAGCAUCAGAUUCUGCAGACAGCCAUUGUGGAGCACCUGUACCAGCAGGGCAUGCUUGGUGUGGCUGAGGAGUUGUGCCAGGAAUCUACGCUGAAUGUGGACCUGGGUUUCAAGCAGCCCUUCCUAGAACUGAACCGGAUCCUGGAAGCGCUGCACAAACAAGACCUGGGGCCAGCACUGGAGUGGGUCAUCUCCCACCGCCAGCGCCUGCUGGAGCUCAACAGCUCCCUGGAGUUCAAGCUACACCGCCUGCAUUUCAUCCGCCUGCUGGCAGGUGGUCCUGAGAAGCAGAGGGAGGCUCUGAGCUAUGCCCGACACUUCCAGCCCUUUGCCCGGCUGCACCAGCGGGAGAUCCAGGUGAUGAUGGGCAGCCUUGUGUACCUGCGCCUGGGCCUAGAGAGGUCACCUUACUGCCACCUACUGGACAGUAGCCACUGGGCAGAGAUCUGCGACACCUUCACCCGUGAUGCCUGCUCCCUGCUGGGACUCUCUGUGGAGUCACCCCUCAGUGUGAGUUUCGCGUCGGGCUGUGUGGCACUGCCAGUGCUCAUGAACAUCAAGGCAGUGAUUGAGCAGCGGCAGUGCACAGGAGUGUGGAGCCACAAAGAUGAGUUGCCGAUUGAAAUCGAGCUGGGCAUGAAGUGCUGGUACCACUCUGUGUUCGCCUGCCCCAUCCUCCGCCAGCAGACGUCUGAUGCCAAUCCGCCCAUCAAGCUCAUCUGUGGCCAUGUGAUAUCCCGAGAUGCCCUCAACAAGCUCAUCAAUGGUGGGAAGCUGAAGUGUCCCUAUUGCCCCAUGGAGCAGAACCCAGCAGAUGGAAAACGCAUCAUUUUCUGAUUCCUGUCAGCUUCUGGACUGCCAAAAGGGGCAGCCUACUCCCAGAGCCUGGUAGGGCCUUGGACACCUGGAAACCAGGCGCCUCUGGACAUUGGCUGUCUGGCUCUUCAAAAGGAAUGUUAACCUCCGGUCCAGACUAGGAGAGAAGGGCUGGCUGCAGCCUACCUACUGCUUCCAGGCCCUCCUCCAUGUCUGCAGUCCAUUGUAAAUACCCCUGGUGCAGGACUGACUGAAACAUUUUUA
Molecule: messenger RNA, 1509 nt
Organism: Suncus etruscus (white-toothed pygmy shrew)
Lineage: Eukaryota; Metazoa; Chordata; Mammalia; Eulipotyphla; Soricidae
Gene: RMND5B
Product: required for meiotic nuclear division 5 homolog B
Exons: 10
Coding region: 91-1266 (391 amino acids)
Biological process (GO): proteasome-mediated ubiquitin-dependent protein catabolic process
Cellular component (GO): GID complex; cytoplasm; nucleus
Molecular function (GO): protein binding; ubiquitin protein ligase activity
Source: RefSeq, a predicted model, not a curated record